AAAAUGGUGCGUGAUCGCUUGCUGUUGGAGAAUUUGGAGGACGGAAGGCCAGCAGUCUGGCACAGGAACACUCUCUCGCUCGUUUCGCAGGGAGAGGCCGACGGACUGCAGGAUUCCACGCCCACCCAGAUUGUUUACCCAAAUAAUUCGCUAAAUGUCGGACUACCCGUGGAUUCCAUUAAUGUUGAAACUAAACCCAUGGUCUCGAGCGAUGAUUCAGUAUUUGAUGAUUCGACUGGGAGACCGCUUGUAGUAUAUACAUCGACGAGGGGCGAGCCGUCUGGCGCCAAAAAGUACGCGUCACUGCUCUACUUGAUGGCCAUUUACACCCUCUUUGUGCUUUAUUUUGGUAAACGUAUGAAAUCGCAUAUAGACUUUUCAAAGAAUAGUAUCAUUUUUUUAAAAUUGACAAGAGUUGCCAUCUUCAACUACGCAAUCGUGUUUGCUGGCAUCCUCAUGGGUUAUCGUAGCGUCUUGAGAUUCAAUAGUAUCGUGACGCUGGCAUUUAUAUGUCUCAAACUUUUAUAUAUCGAGAACAUCUACGCCGUUAUGAUGUCGUUUGUACAAAUAUUUGUUCUUUUAUCAAACUAUCACUCGCUUUACAAGGACACACCAAAAGUCUUUAUGAUAUCACCCCAACCUAUUUAA
Messenger RNA from Theileria equi strain WA, 648 nucleotides. RefSeq lists its product as hypothetical. The record is from RefSeq and is a predicted model, not a curated record. The transcript is spliced from 3 exons. Bases 4 to 648 code for a protein of 214 amino acids. NCBI's taxonomy places the organism in Eukaryota, Apicomplexa, Aconoidasida, Piroplasmida, Theileriidae.